AUGAGAGGAUUUAACUGGUUUUCGGAUUCAACUCCUAAUUCAACCAUGAAUCAUCACACUAUAAGAUCUGUUGGGGAUGAUGACAUUGAUGAUGAUGAGUACGUCCCAUCAAUAGAUUCUGAUGGGGAUGAUGAAGAGGAAGAAGAAGCAGAUGAGCGGGAGUCAGCUCGAGUGGAUUAUGGAAUAUUUGCAGAGCAUACUGCGUGGAUAUGCCGUGAGAGUGGGAUUGGCGAGCUUAUGGCGAUGAUAAUGCAAACAAACCUACGAGGUCUGUCUGAAGAUUUAGGCCAAGAAGCGUCGCAGAAGCUGAGGAAUUGGUUAGUUCCGGUUAUUCCAGAAGAUUUUACAGAGAAUCUUUUUGCUGGUAGACUUGCUGACAUACCAAAUCCCGACGAACUAACUGAAGGUUUGAUAUUCGAAAGCAAAGAACUUCUCAAGCUAGCUAUUGGCUUGUGGCAUUUGGAACGUCGAGCAGAAUUCAUCAUUCCUCGUUCCGACCUGGAUAGGAUUACAUUCAAAUGCAAAUAUCGGAAUCGGUGUCCAUUUCAGUUACGAGCCACUCAGCAGGGAUCUUUUUGGUUUAUUCGCAAGUUUAGGCCUGCGCAUACUUGCAUUGGGGACAUGGUAAACACUGGUGUGCGAAAGUUCCAUGCUCGAGUCAUCGCAGCACAUAUUGCAAAGAAAAUGAGUGAGGAUGGUGAAAUCGUGAAGCCGAGGACUAUUAUGGCUGACCUACAGCGGGAAUAUGGUGUGAAUAUCAGUUACAGUGUGGCAAUUCGAGCAAGAAAUGGUGCCGUUGAGAUGAUAUAUGGGGGCACAAAGAAUCGAUCGUUGACAGACUUGGAAAUUGAUGCUAGUGGUCGGUUCAAGCACCUUUUUGUGGCACUAGGUUCAUGUAGACUGGCAUAUACUAUGUACCUAAGGCCAGUAAUUGUGGUAGAUGGCACACACUUUAAGGGACGUAACAAAGGUAUAUUGUUUGUUGCAGUGACGAAGGAUGGCAACGAACAAGUCUUUCCCUUGGCAUUCGGUGUUGGGCCUAUAGAGAAUGAUGAAUCAUGGACGCGGUUUUUGUCUCCAUUGAAGUCAGCUUAUGGUGAGAAUUCAGAAAUGUUGAUUGUUUCUGAUGCACAUGUUAGUAUUGCGAAUGCUGUGAAAGCUGUAUAUCCGGAGGCAGCAGUUUCACUAUACCAGAAAGCAGCUUAUGCAUAUAGAGAAAGUGAGUUUGAUGCUGCGAUGGCAAGUUUAAAAGCUCUUAAGGAAGAAGGUGGAGCUUAUAGCAAAUUAAUGCAGGUUGGCCCGGAGAAAUGGUCAAGAUGUGAUGAUAUAUCUAAGCAUGUGGGGGAUUAUUAUCAAGCUGCAAAAUUGCGCGAGGCAUACUCGUAUCGAGUUAAUUUAGUGCCCCCGCUAGCUUCAUGGACGAUUCCUGCAAACCUUCAAGGUAUUGCCAUUGAUCCGCCUAAAAUCGGUAAUCAAGCUGGACGUCCAAAGAGCACGCGCCAUCGGGCACCAACUGAAAGAACUACAUCAAGACGAAGAAAUGAAUCAGAGAAUGCUGCUUCAGGUAGCAGUAGCCGUGGCCCUCUAACAUGUAGCUUAUGUGGAUCUGAAUCGCACACUAUUGACAUAUGUCCUUAUUUGAUUCCCCGUGAUUGA
Molecule: messenger RNA, 1656 nt
Organism: Salvia miltiorrhiza (redroot sage)
Lineage: Eukaryota; Viridiplantae; Streptophyta; Magnoliopsida; Lamiales; Lamiaceae
Exons: 4
Coding region: 1-1656 (551 amino acids)
Source: RefSeq, a predicted model, not a curated record